AGUGGGAACAUGGAUCUGUUUGGAGAUAUAGAUGACAUCUCCUCAGAGAGUGAUGAGGACCAGCGAACACGUGUUCCAAGACAGCCUGUUGGCGGACAUGGAGUACCUCAGAACCAGCAUGUGGAACGGCGAAUUUCUGAAACCAGAAUAAAAAUAGAGAUUCCCAGCAUCACUUCUGACUUAGGAAAUGAAUUAUAUUUUGUUAAACUACCUAGAUUUCUCAGGAUAGAACCCAAGCCUUUUGACCCUCAGCUUUAUGAAGAUGAAUUUGAAGAUGAGAAAGUGCUUUAUGAGGAAGACAAAACUAGGUUAAAACUAAAGGUGGAAAAUACUAUACGCUGGAGAAUAUGCCGGGAUGAAGAAGGGUAUAAAAUUAAAGAAAGCAAUGCUCGGAUGGUUAAAUGGUCGGAUGGAAGCAUGUCCCUGCAUUUAGGCAGUGAAGUGUUCGAUGUCUACAAAGCCCCACUGCAGGAUAACCACAACCAAUUGUUUAUACGGGAAGACACUGGUCUCCGGGGACAAGCCAUCUUUAAAUCCAGACUUACCUUUAGACCUCACUGUACAGACAGUGCCACAUAUAAAAAGAUGACCCUUUCAUUUGGGAACAGAAGUUCAAAGACACAGCUUCGAAUCUUACCGAUGGCUGGCCGCGACCCUGAGUGGCCUCGCACAGAUUUGAUUCAGGCAUGUCAGAAAAAAGAACGCCCCAGGAUGUCUACGAAACAGAACUUACAUUUGAAGAGGAAGAACCAGCCUGGUCCAAGUUCCACCAUCCAGCAGCCUGACAGUGAUGAUGAGGAAGAGGAGGAGGGAGAAGAGGAGGAGGAAGAAGAGGAGGAAGAGAAACAAGCUCCACCUUCCUCAGAUGAUGAUGAUGAUGAAGGAUCUGAAGAAGAUAAGGCCGGAAGAUUACUUAAAGCCAAGAAACUCAUGAGUGACAGGGGGGAUGAACCUUCCAGAAAGAGGCCAAGGGGUGAAGAGGAAGACUGAAAAGUAAAAGGAAAUGUACACUGGUGUCUAUCAAAUUCAAGUCCUUAGUUUUCUGUUUGCGUUGGGACUGAAUCUAGGGCUUCCUGUCUGCUGAACAUGCAUUCUACUACUUAGGUAUACCCCCCCAACCCCUCAAAUAUAUUUAAGUAAGAAUGAUUGUUUUGACCCACAUGAACCAAUGAGAUGGUCCA
Messenger RNA from Phodopus roborovskii (desert hamster), 1181 nucleotides. Its product is annotated as RNA polymerase-associated protein LEO1-like. The record is from RefSeq and is a predicted model, not a curated record. Gene Ontology annotation, cellular component: nucleus; Cdc73/Paf1 complex. The transcript is spliced from 9 exons. Gene Ontology annotation, biological process: positive regulation of transcription elongation by RNA polymerase II; transcription elongation by RNA polymerase II. Gene Ontology annotation, molecular function: RNA polymerase II C-terminal domain phosphoserine binding. The coding region runs from base 10 to 990 and encodes 326 amino acids. Lineage: Eukaryota; Metazoa; Chordata; Mammalia; Rodentia; Cricetidae.